This is a messenger RNA of Pyricularia pennisetigena, 1464 nucleotides long. RefSeq lists its product as uncharacterized. Lineage: Eukaryota; Fungi; Ascomycota; Sordariomycetes; Magnaporthales; Pyriculariaceae. The record is from RefSeq and is a predicted model, not a curated record. The transcript has 3 exons. Gene Ontology annotation, molecular function: transmembrane transporter activity. Bases 1 to 1464 code for a protein of 487 amino acids. Gene Ontology annotation, biological process: transmembrane transport. Gene Ontology annotation, cellular component: membrane.
AUGCUCUGCCAUCAUCUCGUCAGGGCUACAAACACCCACCACAAGAUGGCGGAAGCUCCAGGACCAGCAUCAAAGCAGCAGCAGCAGGAGCAGGCGUCUCAGGACCAUGUUGAGCAUGUUGCAACAGCCGCAACAAAGCCCAUAGCAGCUGUCGGCGCCACGGAGAACAAUGACGACGUGGAAGAAGCACAAACCAGUCCCGCCGCCACAGCGCCGGAACCAGCAAAGAAAUCGCUGUGGUGGGCGUGGGUGUACAUGUUCGACUGGUACCCCAGGCACUAUCCGGAAGAAGAGCGCAAGUUCCUCCGCAAGCUCGACUGUUUCCUGCUGACAUUUACAUGCGUCGCCUUCUUUCUCAAGUGGCUGGACCAGAGCAACAUCAACAACGCGUACGUCUCGGGCAUGAAGGAGGAGCUGGGGCUGUACGGCAACGAGUACUCGCUGUUUGGCGCCUUUUACAACGUCGGCUACAUCAUCUGCCAGGUGCCGGCCAUGCUGAUCCUGUCGCGGCCGAGGCUGUCGCGCUACUUCCUCCCGACCAUGGAGGUGCUGUGGAGCAUCCUGACCUUUGCGCAGUCCAGGCUGCGGUCGGCCGGCGACAUCUACGGCACGAGGUUCCUCCUGGGGCUGCUCGAGACGCCCGUGGCGUCGGGCUCGCUCUUCAUCAUGAGCAGCUGGUACAAGCCCGAGGAGCUGUUCAAGCGGACGGGCGUCUGGUUCGUCAGCAACAACAUCGGCGUCAUCAUGGGCGGUUACCUGCAGGCGGCGGCCUACACCAACCUCAACGGCGUGGGCGGCAUGUCGGGCUGGAGGUGGCUGUUUGUCAUGGACGGCUGCAUCUCCCUGCCGCUCGCGGUGCUGGGCUACUUCAUCUUCCCGGGCAUGCCGGCCAGCAGCAGGCCGUGGUGGAUGACCGAGGCGCAGCACGCCAUGGGCCGGCGGAGGAUGCGCGACGUCGGCGUCGAGGAGCCCAGGCGGCUUUCGCUCGAGACCUUCAAGACGCUGCUGGCCAAGCGGAGGUGGCAGUGGUACGGCCUGGGCGUGCUGGCCUACGUGCUGUUCCUGUCGAGCAGCUACCCGCACGGCCAGAUGGCGCUGUGGCUCAAGGACCAGGCCGCCAAGCACGGGACGUACACGGUGCCGCAGAUCAACACCAUCCCGACGGGCGCGCAGGGAGUGUCUGUGGUCACGGCCGUGCUGGCCACGUCCCUGUGCAUGGUGUAUCCGACGUGGGCGGUAUUUACCGUCGUGCAGUGUUUGUUUUUGUUUGCGAAUAUCUUGUUGAUGGUUUGGUACAUCCCUGACGGGCUGAAAUUCUUUGCCUACUACCUACUUGGCAUCAGCGCAGCCAUCACUCCGAUCCUGGUACCGACUGUGAACUACUGGCUAAAGGAUAGCGCAGCUGCCGUGAAUUCCCUUUUCCUUGCCGGGGUACCUGUGCUUGCCUCUGCUUGGCUGUCCUGA